Prunus armeniaca (apricot) is the source of this 459-nucleotide messenger RNA. NCBI's taxonomy places the organism in Eukaryota, Viridiplantae, Streptophyta, Magnoliopsida, Rosales, Rosaceae. The record is from the annotation of a GenBank genome assembly.
AUGCAUGGUCAGAGUUUGAAACAGAUUGAUUAUGGUGGAGGCCUUUGUUGCAUAAAUUGGGAAGCAAAUUUUAAGGUUGGCCGAGUUUUUCCAAAUAAGGUUUCCCUUUUAAAAACCAUAAGUUUAGCAGCAAUUAGAGGCCACUUUCGAUUGAGAACCGUCCAAUCUGGGAAGCGUCGGUUGUGUGUUCGUUGUUGGCAGCUUCCUUGCCCUUGGCAAGUUCGGGCAUAUAAAAUUGGAUUACAUGAGUUUAGGGUUGUUAAAUACGAUCUGUUUCAUGAAUGUGAUCUAAGGUAUGUAACCAGUCACCAUUCUCAAGCUACGACUGGACUGCUAUCCGACAGUGUGAAUUGGAGGUUCAAGGAUUCGCGCACCAUUUAUACUCCAGCUGAUAUCAAGAAAGAUGUGAAAACAAAUUUUGGGGUGACCAUAAGCUAUGCUACAGCGUGGAGUAGCUGA